Molecule: messenger RNA, 1809 nt
Organism: Haliotis rubra (blacklip abalone)
Lineage: Eukaryota; Metazoa; Mollusca; Gastropoda; Lepetellida; Haliotidae
Exons: 4
Coding region: 111-1553 (480 amino acids)
Source: RefSeq, a predicted model, not a curated record
UGUACUCUCACACACAGAAGUUGAAAGACUUAACCAUCUGUCAGUUACGCCUAAUAGCAGCGAAGUAAAAAAACUGAAUAUCAACCGUCAUAAUUUAAAAAAGGUUCAGUAUGGCUUUAAUUCCUCCUGGUGGACUUCCGGAGAUUGUCUUCUCCUUCGACACAACAGGCUCAAUGGAAGCCUGUCUGGCCGAAGUCCGAGGUCGACUCCAGGACAUGAUACAGCGACUCCAAGCUGACAUACCCGCAAUCAGAAUAGCCGUUUUCGCACACGGUGAUUACUGUACCAAAUCCAGGUAUGUCACAAAGUGGAUCGACUUCUCCACUAACGUCAAAGAACUCUGCGACUUCGUCAUGAACGUCGAAAAUACAGGAGGAAACGCAGACGAUGGCGAGUGUUACGAGCUUGUUCUCAGACAAGUUCGGGAGGAGUUGUCAUGGACACCAGGAUCUAACCGUGUUCUCGUCGUUGUCGGGGAUGACAACCCUCACGAUCCGAACUUCAGAGGCAAUACACAAAAGAUAGACUGGAGAAAGGAAAUUAAAACACUCCAAACAACGGGAAUAAGAAUCUACGGAGUUGAGUGCGACAGUCGAGCUAGGGACUUCUUUCAAACCAUUUCCAACGAUACAGGAGGUCGGCAUCUUAAAUUGGACAACUUUACGAACAUCUUUGACUUCCUCAUGGCCAUCUGCUACAGGGAGCAUGGAGCAGACAUCCUUCAUUUAUACGAGAAAGAGGUUCGAGCCCGCGGUGGGGAUGGCACUCUCAGCAAAGACAUGGAAGGAAUGUUUACAUCCCUUCGUGAUGGAAUAGUUCCCCCUGUUCCAUCAACGACAUCGACAACGACAACCACGAAGACAAGCGGUGCCGCAAAGAAAGGUGUCAAAGCUUCCACCUUGAAGAAAACAACAUUCAUGCAAACGGUCAGGAAACCCAAACCUAGAUCCAUCAAGAGACCAAGAACAACAUCUUUGAAGGUACAAUCAUCUCCCAUUUCGUUAAAGAUGCACGGCAACCAGAAACCAACAAGGUUUGCGGCACCUCUUCUGAGAAGAGAGGAAGUCUUUGAAAAUAACUUUAGCUUAAGAGACAUGGACUGGUCACCCUGGGUCAAAGUCAUCUCCCCUGACGUUCCUCUCAAACAGGAAGCACAAUGGGAGAAAAGACGGGGUGCCAACCCUGGAUUCAGGAAAAGGACAGUAUUCAAGUCCCAGAACAAUAAGCCAGCUCUCUACGAGUUCAGUGUUCAGACGAUCAAGUACGGACGUAGGUGUGUGGUAUUCAGCAAGUUCUGCCACCAUAUUCCCGAUAAUGUGAACUGGGAAACACGACUCUUUGGAAACAAACUCGUGCGAGCUCAGGUGAACAAUGUUGUGUCUCAGAAGUGCAGCAUCUUUGUGCGGAGGGUGGUGUACAGAAGAGCAUCGGGUCACGUCAAAACGGUCGCAAUGAUGAAGUCCUAUGACUAUGCUUGGAGGCGUCUAAGGUCACGAUCCACUGCUCGACAUGUUUACAAACAAGGCAGCACAAUUUCAUCAGAGAAAGUAUAGAAUGUUUCUGAAUAUUGAAUGACUCAAACGGUCUUUCUUAAAUGAAAUAUGUGUUACGAGAGUCCAUAUUCAUUUGCAUUUGACUUUGAAAGACAUCGAGGUCGAAUCUCGUAUUGUACAACUCGUCUUAUGCUUUCUGUGAAGUAGAAAGCUUGGUGUGUCAUAACAGUGCGUGACUGAGAGGUGUGUUUUACAGAAUGAAAGAGACUGAUAGAAAUUGUAAAAUAUUGUGCAUAUAUUCAUGUUACGAUGUCUA